AUGUCCACAAGAAGAAGCUUGUCAUCUAGACUUCUCACUUCCGUGAUCAGGCCUGAUAGGAGACUUAGUGCUUCUGAAUACUCCUUGCUUUCCAUCAAAAGAGAUGCAAGCCUGGCCUCCACUCGCUGUCGAGGAAAGUUCGCUUCUCAGCACGGGUCCACUGCGCCAUUUCUCUGCUCGAUUUUCUUGGCUAAGAAGAUCCGUUAG
Prunus armeniaca (apricot) is the source of this 207-nucleotide messenger RNA. The record is from the annotation of a GenBank genome assembly. NCBI's taxonomy places the organism in Eukaryota, Viridiplantae, Streptophyta, Magnoliopsida, Rosales, Rosaceae.